CCUCUGGCAAGGAGUUCCACAAGUUGACUGUGCACUGUGUGAAGAAAUACUUAUUUUGGUUUGUUAUAAACUUACUGCCUAUAAAUUUCAUUUGGUGGCCUUUGCCUCCUACGUUAUGCAAAGGAGUACUUAACACUUACUUAUGUAGGUUCUUUGCUCCAGUCAGGAUUUUAUAGAUUAGAUUCCCCCCUAGCUGUCACUUUUCCCAGCUGAAAAGUCCCAGUCUUAUUAAUCUCUCCUAAUACAGAUGCUGUUCCAGACCACUAAUGAAUGAGUUACUGGGGGGUGGAGACUGGGAAGUCAGGAUUCCUGGGUUCUAUCACAGUUCUAGGUGGUGGAAAAAAGGGAAGCCAGUUUGGCGGGGCAAAAAGGGAAGUCAGGGCUCCUGGGAUUCAUCCAAGGUGGUGUCUUCCGUUCCAAUUAUUUUCUCUCCCCUAGGUGUUGGACUGAUGAAUGUCUCGGAUGUCACACACUUCACCCUUCUGGGCCUGUCCCACUCCCGUCCUCUCCAGCUUCUCCUCUUCGGCCUCGUCGUGGCCUGCUAUGCCGCCAGCCUGCUGGGCAAUCUCCUCAUUGUGCUGACAGUGCAGGUGAACCUCCACCUCCUCCAGUCCCCCAUGUACUUCUUCCUGGCCAACCUCUCGCUCAUCGACAUGGCUCUGGGCUCUGUGGCAGCACCCAAGAUGCUCAGUGACUUACUGAGCCAGGGCAGCACUAUCUCCUACGGAGGCUGCAUGGCCCAGAUCUUCUUCCUCCACUUCCUGGACCCACCCAGCUGGACAAUUUCUACUGUUCGCUAUGUGGCCAUCUGCCACCCACUGAGCUACGCCGAGAUCAUGUGCCGCCAGCGCUGCCGGGGCCUCCUGGCAGCCUGUUGGUGUGGAGGCUUUCUCCACUCUGCCACUCAGUUGGUGUUGGUGAUCCGGCUGCCAUUUUGUGGGCCCACCCAGCUGGACAAUUUCUACUGUGAUGUUCCCCAAGUGGUCAGGCUAGCCUGCACUGACACCUACAUGGUGGAGAUACUCAUGGUGUCCAAUAGUCGCCUGAUAUCGCUGGUUUGCUUCCUGGUCUUGCUGGGGUCAUACGGUGUCAUCUUGAUGACCCUCAGGGGUCGCUUUGGGGAUGGGAGUGGUGGGAAGGCUUUGUCUACCUGUAGCUCUCACUUGACAGUGGUGAGUCUUCUCUUUGUGCCUUGUGUUUUUGUCUACUUCCGGCCUUUCUCCAGCUCACACAUGGACAAGAUGGCCUCCGUUUUCUACACCAUCAUCACGCCAGUCCUGAACCCUGUCAUCUAUACCUUGAGGAACAGGGAGGUCAAAGAAGCUAUGAAGCGAGUGAGGCAUAAGCUUUGGUUCCUUGGUUGGAUGGAGUUGCUGACAGGAAGCUGAGAAAAACAGUGAUUUGUAUAUGUAUUUUGUGAGGAUCAGUGUAAAAAUUAUGUGAUGCAGAGAUCCAUAUGAACAAAAACCAUAUUGCUUCACCAAUAUUCCCUCUAAUUUUUUCCACCUAUGUGCUGAAUAAAUUUUUUAUGUGCACUGAGGCAUGGACAGUGGUGCACCACCAAUAGAAACUUGUGCUGCCAGUUGUGAGUGGCUGUGGAUGCUCUGCUAAUCAGCUGGGCAGCAUCUGAAUCUCUCCUAUGUGGCCAGUCAAACGCUCACCUUCCAGCGAACACUGGCUCCUUCACAAAUAUAUUUGGUUUCUUCUUGGGUCGGUAUCCAUGGGAAUGGUGGCAUGUUUUUAGUGAGGAUUUCGGCCAAAUUUGGCAUAUGACAUGGGGAGCCACACACAUUUUUUUCACCACUCGAGUUUCAAUUUUUCAUUCGGAAUGAAGUGAGCCUCGUAGGUGGGUGGGUGGGAGAGGUAGGCUACGUCUACACU
Messenger RNA from Pelodiscus sinensis (Chinese soft-shelled turtle), 1881 nucleotides. Lineage: Eukaryota; Metazoa; Chordata; Testudines; Trionychidae. The record is from RefSeq and is a predicted model, not a curated record.